CUUUGAAGUUCCUCAUCGUUUAAGGAUCCUGUAUAUUCUCAAGUAUCAAGAAGUUUGAAUACAAAGAGACAAUGAUAGUUUCUUUCUACGUGAUGACAUCUGAUUUUUAUCUAGGGUUCAAUUUGGAUCCUCUAAAGGGGAGGUUAAAAAAAAUAAAACAAAGAGAAAGUGGAAAAUUUUGAAAGUGAAGGUACAAAAGCAAAAGCAAAAAAAUAUAUACUUACAAACUUUACGAAUACAUUAGUUAUUUUCAAACCGUAGCAACGUUAAUAAAAAAUUCGAAAAGUAUUAUUGUACUUUUAUUAAUUCUUUAAAAAAAAGUUAGGAAUCUAAAUAAUUUAUACCCAAGUUGAGAACUAAUUAAAGUGUACAAAAUUUAUAUGAUAAUUUUAUAAUCAUCAGAAAUUGGGAUGCAAACAGGGAAAUAGUCUUUUAUUCUCCACUUGUAUUUAACAAAUAUAAAGCUUUAAUUAACUAUACAAAAGAAAAAAAUACUUUUAGAAUUUAACAAGUAAUUUUUUUGUCCGCUUGUAAUUAUUUAAACUUCAACGUCCGGAUCCAUUUUAAUAGUUUCAUACCCCUCCCAUCUCGCUGGCGCAUAAUUCCCUCCGCCGCCCAAUUCACCGAAUCCUUAAAACCCUCGUCUCUAUUUUUACCCCCAAAAUCUCUCUCUCUCUCUCUCUCUCUCUCGAUCCCAAAUUCUCUGUUGCCCUAAUUUUGUAGGUUUUCACUGAAAAAUCAUCAAGGGAGAGAAAUCCCGGGCGAAUUGGAGCUGUGGAUGCGGAGCGAUGGCGGAACCCGUGCCCGCCCCGGUGAAGGAGAGCAGGGCUUGGAGGUUCGCGUUUGCGGUGGCCGGAAUCAUGUCGACCCUCGUCAUCUACGGCGUUCUUCAGGAAAAGAUUAUGAGAGUUCCGUAUGGGAAAAAUAAAGAAUACUUUAGAUAUUCAUUAUUUCUUGUUUUCUGUAAUCGCAUAGCAACUUCUGCAGUAUCUGCGGGCUCCUUACUGGCUAGUAAGAAGGCUUUGGAUCCAGUGGCUCCAAUUUAUAAGUAUUGUGCUAUAUCAAUAUCUAACAUACUUACGACUACAUGCCAAUAUGAGGCCCUGAAAUAUGUUAGCUUUCCAGUACAGACACUUGCAAAAUGUGCAAAAAUGAUACCUGUGAUGAUUUGGGGUACAGUUAUAAUGCAAAAGAAAUACAAUGGGAAAGACUAUCUAUUUGCUUUACUAGUGACAUUAGGUUGUUCAUUCUUCAUAUUAUAUCCGGCAUCAGAUAUUAGCCCACACCAUACAGGAAGAGAAAGCACUUUUUUGGGUGUCUCCCUCAUGAUCGGUUAUCUUGGGUUUGAUGGUUUUACAAGCACUUUCCAGGACAAACUUUUUAAGGGUUAUGAUAUGGAAAUCCAUAAUCAAAUAUUUUACACAACAAUGUGUUCAUGCGUUCUCAGUUUGAGUGGACUUGUUCUGCAGGGUCAUCUUGUUUCAGCAAUAGAAUUCAUGUUUCGCCAUCACGACUGCUUCUAUGAUGUUAUUUUACUAUCCAGUGUAGCAACCGCUAGUCAGUUCUUCAUCUCCUACACAAUCCGAACUUUUGGAGCUUUAACAUUUGCCACCAUAAUGACAACGAGACAGUUGCUGAGCAUCUUGCUAUCAUGUGUGUGGUUUGGUCAUCCCCUUAGCUGGGAACAAUAUGUUGGAGCUGCCAUUGUAUUUGGCACUCUUUACGCCAAAACCCUGUUGAAAGCUAAAGAACAGAAGCCAGUAGUACCAUCUGAUCCCGAAGAGGGCAUCGCUCUUACUUCAGAGAACAAGUCGUAGAAUUUUCUAAUUGUGUUUUUGUAGAGCUAAUAAGCUGUAGAGUGCUAAAUUAUUGACAUCGACGCAGCUAAGAGCUCGUCGAAUUUUUAGUGGAUAAGGAAAGGGAGAACGACGAGUGAUGAAGGAAGAGGUGGAGAAUGAGUGAGGGAGAAUUGGGUUUUUCUUUUCCCUCCUUUUUUUUAAUCAAAGGAUGAUGUAGUAUAAAGACUGAUUAUUUAUUUGCUCUUGGAAAAAGCAAGUGUUCCUAGAGUUUGUUUUA
Messenger RNA from Asparagus officinalis (garden asparagus), 2076 nucleotides. Its product is annotated as UDP-galactose/UDP-glucose transporter 5B-like. Gene Ontology annotation, cellular component: Golgi membrane; endoplasmic reticulum membrane. The transcript has 11 exons. NCBI's taxonomy places the organism in Eukaryota, Viridiplantae, Streptophyta, Magnoliopsida, Asparagales, Asparagaceae. The coding region runs from base 789 to 1817 and encodes 342 amino acids. Gene Ontology annotation, biological process: transmembrane transport. Gene Ontology annotation, molecular function: 3'-phosphoadenosine 5'-phosphosulfate transmembrane transporter activity. The record is from RefSeq and is a predicted model, not a curated record.